This is a messenger RNA of Talaromyces proteolyticus, 480 nucleotides long. RefSeq lists its product as uncharacterized. The coding region runs from base 1 to 480 and encodes 159 amino acids. NCBI's taxonomy places the organism in Eukaryota, Fungi, Ascomycota, Eurotiomycetes, Eurotiales, Trichocomaceae. The transcript has a single exon. The record is from RefSeq and is a predicted model, not a curated record.
AUGGAUUUGACGGGAGAGGCUUUGGCACGCAUGCAAAUUACUGCCAUUAUGCAUCGCUAUGCCAGCAAUGCUCGUGAUAACGCCGACUGGGAUGCUAUCGCUAGCUGCUUCGAGUCACAUGGCACCUACCGACUAUCAAAUGGCCGCGAACUACCACCCAGCCGUGCGAAAGAAGUGGUACGGGGCAACGAGGCCAAAUAUAUCCGCCACCAUAUCACCACUAUUGAUAUUGUCUUUGUCAGCAAGGACGAAGCGCACACAGACGCCCAAUUUUUCGCCACAACUGAACACAAGUUUAUUGAUCACUCGGGUCAUUGGAAGGAUGUGUUCCGAAAACAGAAGGACGGUUCAUGGCUCAUACAUGACAGGACUAUUGUGACUGAAAAACAGGAUCCUGAUGGUUGGUCUGCCAAGGUUUGUGGGGAGGACAGCCUACGAAUGUUUGAAAAGGAAAAGGCAAGACUUGAUGUGAACCACUAG